AUGGGCAAGAACCAGGACACCAAGCCGGAGGAGGCGCAGCAUCAUGCCGGCGCCGCUCGACCCGUGACGGACGAGGAGCAGGGGGACUCGAGACGGAGUAGCAUUUCGUCCCUGCCCUCCACGUUCCAGAAGAUCCUUCGCUACGGGCGGGUCGAAGCGCGCGGCAUAGAGCCCAUCCCGCUCGAGGAGCGCACAUCGACGCGGUACUACAACAUCGCCACCAUCUGGACCUCGAUCAACACCAACAUCAUCGGCAUCACCUUUGGCAUGCUCGGCCCGCUCGCCUACAACCUGCGCCUGCGCGACGCCGCCCUCGUCAUCCUCUUCUUCAACAUCAUCUCCUGCGUCAUCCCGGGCUACCUGUCCACGCUGGGGCCCAAGACGGGCCUGCGCCAGAUGAUCCAGGCGCGCUACUCCUUCGGUCGGUACCUCGUCUCCAUCCCCGUGCUGCUCAACCUCGCCACCAUGACGGGCUUCACCGUCAUCAUCUUCAUUACUGGCGGCCAGUGCCUGACCGCCGUGUCCAACGGCACCAUCUCGCCCAACGCUGGCAUCAUCAUCAUCGGCAUCAUCUCCCUGGUCGUCUCCUUCUGCGGCUUCCGCGUCCUACAUAUCUACGAGACGUACGCCUUCGUCGUGGCCGUCAUCGCAAUCACAAUCACCGCCGGGUGUGGAGGAGCAGGUCUCGCGAAGCAGAGUGUGCCCGCCCAGCCGGCAACCGCCGCCAACGUGCUCAACUUUGGCAUGAUCGUCGCAAGCUACCAGAUCCCCUACGCCGGCUUGGCGAGCGACAUGUCCGCCUACUUUAACCCCAAGGUUUCGACAUGGCGAGUGUUUUGGUAUACUUACCUUGGUCUCAUGACGCCCACCAUUCUCCUCAUGACCCUCGGCGCAGCCAUCGCCGGCGCCAUCCCCAACAACCCGGCCUGGCAGGACCAGUACGACAAGUACCUCGUCGGCGGCGCCCUGUCCGGCCUGCUCGCCCCCGCCGGCGGCUUCGGCAAGUUCGUGCUCGUCAUCCUCGCCCUCACGCUCCUCGGCAACACCUGCGGCACCUUCUACAGCAUCACCCUCAACUUCCAGACGCUGCUGCCUUGGCUCUUCCGCGUCCCACGCUACGUCUUCGCCCUCGUCAUCACCGUCAUCAUCGUCGUCGUCUCCAUCUUCGCCGUCGACAACUUCUUCGUCAGCAUCGAGAACGCCGUCUCGCUCAUCGGCUACUGGUCCUCGCAGUUCUGCGCCGUCGUCAUCGUCGAGGACGUCGUCUUCCGCCGGCGCGACCCGGCGGCGUACGACCACGCCGCCUGGUGCGACGCCCGGCGGCUGCCGCUGGGCGUCGCGGCGAUGGGGGCGGGCGUGCUGGCCUGGGGCUUGAUCGUGCCGGCGAUGAACCAGGUGUACUUUACGGGGCCGAUCGCGAAGCACACGGGUGACAUUGGCUUCGAGCUUGCGUUUUUCUGCAGCGGCUUGCUGUACAUUCCUCUGCGGUAUGCGGAAAAGCGUCUCUCUGGGAGGUAA
Molecule: messenger RNA, 1518 nt
Organism: Cordyceps fumosorosea ARSEF 2679
Lineage: Eukaryota; Fungi; Ascomycota; Sordariomycetes; Hypocreales; Cordycipitaceae
Product: purine-cytosine permease FCY21
Exons: 2
Coding region: 1-1518 (505 amino acids)
Biological process (GO): transmembrane transport
Cellular component (GO): plasma membrane
Molecular function (GO): transmembrane transporter activity
Source: RefSeq, a predicted model, not a curated record